AAUUGUUUAUAAAAUUUAUGGAGUAAAUAGCAAUCGGUUGUUGUCAUUGUAUAAUUAUUCAUUCGUCUUUUGUAAUUUUGAUAAUAAACCAUGAUGAGGCACGUGAUUAUUGGUGGUGGUACCGGUUUCAUUGGAAGAGCACUUGCAUAUUCGCUCAGAAAUGAAGGCCAUACUGUUUCUAUUAUAUCCCAAAACACAAGGGGUCCUGAAUAUAUUUCAUGGGAAACUUUAUCGAUAAAAGGAUUGCCUGAAGAUACAACAGACGUAAUUAAUGUUUCUGGACAAAAUAUUUUAGAUCCAAUGAAACGAUGGAAUGAAGAAUUUAAAAAUGAAGUAUGGAAUAGCCGAGUCCGAACAACAAAAUUACUAGCGAAUGCUGUCAAUAAAAAAUCUGAUGUUAAAUCAUUUCUCACAAUAUCUGGAGUCGCGUAUUAUAAACCUGAUGAUAAUAAAGAAUACAAUGAGUAUGAUAAAUGUGAGCCGUAUGAUUAUUUAUCAGAAUUGACACAUGCUUGGGAAAAAGCUGCGGAACUUUCUCCGAAUUCGUCAUGUCGACAGAUCACAAUAAGAUCUGGUGUAGUGUUGGGAAGAUAUGGUGGUAUGAUUCAACAAGUAAUAAUCCCUUUUUUCCUAGGCCUCGGUGGCCCUAUUGGCAGUGGAAAACAAAUCAUGCCUUGGAUUCAUAUAAGUGAUUUAGUUGACUUAUUUCGUUUUGCAAUUGAAGAAGAAAAAGUCAAGGGUAUUUUGAAUGGCGUUUCACCUCAGAUCAUAACGAAUAAAGAAUUUGCUAAAGCUUUUGGCCGAGCAAUGUGGAGACCGGCGUUUAUUCCAUUACCAGAAUUCGCAGUUAAUCUUAUUUUUAGUUCAGAGCGAGCCAGAAUCAUGACAGACGGUCAAAAAGUAAUACCUAAACGAGUACUUGAGUAUGGUUUCGAGUAUUCGUUUCCACAAAUUGAUGAGGCAUGCCAACAAUUUGCUGAUAUCGCUUAUCCGCAUUCAUAUUAGUAACUGAAUAGCUUUUCUCUUUAUUAUAAAAAAAAAAAAUUAAAGUACUGGAUAAUAAAAAGUUGUAUUAUUAUUUAUUAUCAAAAAUACGAUACUGAAAUCAGCCGAUACUUGAAAAUUGUUUGA
Molecule: messenger RNA, 1131 nt
Organism: Cotesia glomerata
Lineage: Eukaryota; Metazoa; Arthropoda; Insecta; Hymenoptera; Braconidae
Product: epimerase family protein SDR39U1
Exons: 6
Coding region: 91-1005 (304 amino acids)
Source: RefSeq, a predicted model, not a curated record